GUGCCAUGUAGAUGUAUGCUAUGUGAUUUAAUUAUUGGACUGACACAGAUUUCUUUUUCCUUAACUCUAGGUAAGGUGUUGAAUACUGAUUUGCGUCACUACCUCAGCCUGCAGUUUCAGAAGGGCUCCCUGGACCAUAAACUCCAGCAGGUGAUCAGGGACAACCUGUACCUGCGCACCAUUCCCUGCACCACUCGGCAGCCCAGAGAGGGGGAAGUUCCUGGAGUGGACUACAAUUUCAUCAGUGUGGCGGAAUUUCGUGACCUGGAAGAAAGUGGGUUGCUGCUGGAGAGUGGCACCUAUGAUGGCAACUACUAUGGGACCCCUAAGCCACCUGCAGAGCCCAGCCCUGUGCAGCCAGACUUGGUGGACCAGGUUCUGUUUGAUGAGGAAUUUGACACGGAGGUCCAGCGAAAACGCACAACCUCUGUCAGUAAGAUGGACAGAAAGGACAGCGCUGCACCAGAGGAGGAAGAGGAAGAAGAGAGGCCUCCUAUGGUCAACGGCCUGGGUGAGCACAAGGACAAGGCGGAGUGGAGGAAGACAGUGCCCAGCUACAGCCAGUCAGCCGGGUCUAUGGACUUGCGUGCAUGGAACACACAGGAUGAAAGUCAGGAAUCCUUGCCGAAAAACUGGGAGAUGGCCUACACUGAGACCGGCAUGGUGUAUUUCAUAGAUCACAACAGCAAGACCACUACCUGGUUGGACCCCCGCCUUGCCAAGAAGGCUAAGCCUCCUGAGAAAUGCGAGGAAGGAGAGCUGCCCUACGGCUGGGAGAAGAUUGUGGACCCCCAAUAUGGCACCUACUACGUAGACCACAUCAACCAGAAGACCCAGUUUGAAAAUCCAGUACUGGAAGCUAGGAGAAAGUUGAGUGUUGAUAUGCCCACUGCAGUCCCGCCGCCGUCAGCCACACCCUCAGGUAACUGCACCCACAACCAAGCCCUCUGGAGCAUUAUUUACAGCAGUUUAAUGAGGAAACAUCUGUAAUUAAGUGGGAUCACC
Micropterus salmoides (largemouth bass) is the source of this 1005-nucleotide messenger RNA. RefSeq names its product membrane-associated guanylate kinase, WW and PDZ domain-containing protein 3-like. Gene Ontology annotation, molecular function: protein binding. Gene Ontology annotation, cellular component: cytoplasm. The record is from RefSeq and is a predicted model, not a curated record. Gene Ontology annotation, biological process: signal transduction. Bases 16 to 990 code for a protein of 324 amino acids. NCBI's taxonomy places the organism in Eukaryota, Metazoa, Chordata, Actinopteri, Centrarchiformes, Centrarchidae. The transcript has 7 exons.